Messenger RNA from Penicillium angulare, 3735 nucleotides. Its product is annotated as class V chitinase. Lineage: Eukaryota; Fungi; Ascomycota; Eurotiomycetes; Eurotiales; Aspergillaceae. Gene Ontology annotation, molecular function: chitin binding; hydrolase activity, hydrolyzing O-glycosyl compounds. The record is from RefSeq and is a predicted model, not a curated record. Gene Ontology annotation, biological process: carbohydrate metabolic process. The coding region runs from base 1 to 3735 and encodes 1244 amino acids. The transcript is spliced from 4 exons.
AUGGGCUUGUUGGCACAAUUAGGUGCAAUAAGCCAAGUGGCUUUGCUGGCUGCGGCCGCUUCUCCUCGCCAUAUUGUGACAGAUCCCUACCUUGCAACUCAAUGGAAUGCCUGUCCCGCUGUCUGUGAUAGCGCAAAUCCUGCCGAUUGGACAUUCUACCCAAACUUGAAAAUUCUCAAAUCAUGCGAUGAGCCGAUGCUCUUGAACCUGGCUGUGCACAAUGGCGCAAGCGAUACCGAAGGCCACCAAACAUUGUAUGCAUGUGUUGCAUCAAAUGAGACGACAUUUGGUGACUCAGACACUAAAUCCUACAAUUCCCCAAAUUCUCCAAGCUAUUCUACAAAAAGCGUUCAGAUGGAGACUGCCUGGCGUGGCGAAGACGCAUCUGAAUAUUUGUCUCAUAUUGAGGAUUCAGCUCGGGCAGUGCAAGCUCAAUUGCAUUUGCCAGCGAACCAGAAAACCAAACUUGCAUUGGGUUACUCCAAUGGGGUGGCCUUCGGUGCAUACUUUGGCUCUAUGAUGGAUAAGAGCAAGAAUAAGAGCCUUUUUCAGUCUUUCCUGGAUAAGAUCCAUCAAGGAGAGCUGAAUAAAUCCGGUUCAAUGAUGCAAGUCUGUGACGGCAAUCGCUCGGCAGCUUACAGCCUUGGUGUGGUAUCUGAGGCAAGUCGAGACCCUGCCGAGGCUCUUGCCUCCGUGAAAGAAGCGCUUUCAACCUGGAGCAAAGGAAAAUGUCUCCAGGGAUACACCGAAAGUUCCUUGUCCCGUUUCUCUGUGGGCGAGACCGAAGAGCAGCGUUCACAUGAUAAGAGAGCACUCUCUGGAAAUCACCAACGAGACACAUGCAGGGACAUUCAAAGCGAAGAGGGAGAGGGCUGUCCUGAACUCGCAAAAAGAUGUGGAAUUAGUCCUGCUGAUUUCACAAAGUACAAUUUAGACACUGAUUGCUCAAAAAUGCGCGGCGGUCACCAUGUGUGCUGCUCUGCGGGAACUCCCCCUGAUUACUCUCCCAAGCCGAACGCAGACGGAACUUGUCACGUUUAUACAGUUCAACACGAUGAUGACUGCGACGGGAUUGCCGCUGCCAAUAGCAUUUCCACUGAUGAUAUUUUCGACUGGAACAAAAAGACCUGGGGCUGGAUGGGUUGUGGUAGCAAUCUACAGGCUGGUGGUAAUAUUUGUCUGAGCAAGGGCGAACCUCCAAUGCCCUCGGUAGUCAAAAAUGCCGUCUGUGGACCUCAGAAAGCUGGAACCAAGCGGCCUGAUGACUGGGAUGAUAUCGAGAGCUUGAAUCCUUGCCCACUAAAUGCUUGUUGUGAUGCCUGGGGUCAAUGUGGAACCACUGAUAAGUUCUGUACAAAAACGAACUCUUCGACGACCGCCCCUGGAACCGCGAAACCUAAUACCAACGGAUGUAUAUCGAACUGUGGCACUGAUAUUGUGUAUCUUGACGACGGUUUCCCUGCUGGCUUCGAUGCUCCAAUCAUGGUUGGAUAUUAUGAAGCCUUCCAAAACACACGAAACUGCUUGAACUUGGAAGUCUCAGCUAUCGAGAACGAGAUAUCAGUUGGGAAAUCGUUUGCUUUGACUUGGGACCAUAUUCAUUUUGCCUUCGCCAACGUCACUGAAGACUUUGAUGUCGAUAUUACGAACGUGGAGCACGAGUUUACUCAGUUCACAAAGUUUUCGGGACAGGGCAAAAAUCCAAAGGUGCUGUCUUUCGGUGGCUGGUCCUUCUCAACAAACCUAGACUCGUAUGCUAUCUUCCGAAAGGGAGUUACAGAUGAGCAACGUUCUUUGUUUGCGUCCAACGUUGUGAAGUUUGCAGAUGAGCAUGCCUUGGAUGGUUUGGACUUUGAUUGGGAAUACCCUGGUGCCCCUGACAUUCCAGGAAUCCCAAAGGGCGAUUCAGAUGAUGGUGAACGUUAUCUUCAAUUCUUGAAAGAGGUCCGUGAGAAACUUGAUGACGAUAAGACACUGUCAAUUGCUGCACCUUCAUCCUUUUGGUACUUGAAGGGCUUUCCUAUCAAGAAGAUUUCAGAUGUUGUGGACUAUAUCGUAUACAUGACUUACGAUAUCCAUGGUCAAUGGGACUGGAACAGUACAGAUCCAGAUGCAAUGGAAGGCUGCGACGGUCAUGCUUGUUUGCGUUCUCACGUCAAUUUUACGGAGACUACGAACUCAUUGUCGAUGAUCACCAAAGCAGGAGUCCCAAACAGCAAAAUUGUCGCAGGAAUCGCAAGUUAUGGCCGAUCUUUUGGCAUGGAGGAUCCAAAGUGUCAUGGACCUGAGUGUAAAUUCACAGGUCCAGAGUCCGGAGCUAUGGCUGGAAGAUGUACGGACACCAAAGGGUACAUUUCCAACGCAGAGAUUAACGAAUGGCUGGAGAACAGCGACGUCAAUACUUACUUUGAUAAUUCCAGCCGUUCAACCAUCUCAUAUUCUUCGGAUGGCACUUGGGUGGCUUAUAAUACCGAGUCUGAGAGGAAUGACCGAAUCAUGGAGUGGUACAACGACAAAACUGUCCUCGGCACCAGCCUUUGGGCAAUAGACUUGACAGAGUUUGUUGUUGGUCUUCCAAACGGCCAACGUCUUGAGCCGUUUGAAAUUUCAACUUGCGGUGAUUCGUUUGACAGCCUUGAUGAUCUCGAAGCCGCCACAGGAAUUGACGAGUUCUGUAUGAACACAUACUUGAUGCAAGCUCUCAAUGGUAACCUCACGGCUUCACUAAAAAAAUAUCAAGACCUCCUAGACGACGGCUACGACGAUGAGUUUAAUUGGUACAAAAAAGCGGUUGAAGAAUCGGCUCCGAAUUCCCUGAAAGACUUCCUGAAGAACCACGCCGACGAUUAUUUCGAAUGCUCCUGUGUGCCUAUGUCCUCUACAACCCGUUCCCCUAUAGAUGGCGCGGACAAUUCAACUUCUCAAUGUCCGUAUGCUCCCAAAGAGGGUGGCUACCAGGAAUGUUGGUGGGAUGCCAAUGAUAAAGAUGGGUUCGAGGAAGACGUCAUGACAUCUGCUGGAAUCUCGUCUGACUGGUUGCUAUACGGCUAUGAUGGAAGUCACUGCGAAAGAGAUCUCAAUAAUCCCAUGUCAGGUAACUUCAUAUGCUCAGGAAGUGCAAAUAGGGGUAAUCCUACUCUUAAGCCAGGCUACACUAUCACCAACCCAAAGGAUACCAUCUCUGAUCGACUGCCCAGCAUCAAGACUUUACAAGACAAUCUAAGCUUCAUCAGUAUGCUAUCAGCUGAGAACGCAUACGAGGGCGACACAUCGGAUGUUGUGGACGGUGCUGCAUUGCUGACACUCAUGGUGUCACAAUCUGUGACAAGCAUGAAACAAGUCGCAGAAGUUGGUGAGGAAUAUAAAGACAACUGGAUCACAGAAGUGGUUGUUUUAUUCGUUACUGCCCUCCUGAUGGUGAUCCCUGGCCUGGGGGAGGUCGCUGAAGCAGAAGGAAUGGUGGCAAUUGCAACCACGCUUAGAGUCAUCGGCGAGGCUGGUGAUGUGGGAAUGACUGUUUACGAUAUUGUGAGCUCCAAGGAUGAGGGACCGGGUGCUAUUUUCCUGGCAUUACUCGGUGGUCUUGGGUCUUUGGACAUGAUCAAAGCCCCUGAGCUAUUUGGGAAGGCAGCUAAGGCAAGACGCGGUAUGAAGGACGAGCAUUUUGCGACAUUGGGACAUGAAAUAAAGGGUGGCAUGGGCCAGGUUGAUAAAUUAAUCGCCGCUUGCUAUUAG